Myotis myotis is the source of this 991-nucleotide messenger RNA. RefSeq names its product nucleoside diphosphate kinase, mitochondrial-like. The record is from RefSeq and is a predicted model, not a curated record. Lineage: Eukaryota; Metazoa; Chordata; Mammalia; Chiroptera; Vespertilionidae. The transcript has a single exon. Gene Ontology annotation, biological process: UTP biosynthetic process; GTP biosynthetic process; CTP biosynthetic process. Gene Ontology annotation, molecular function: nucleoside diphosphate kinase activity. The coding region runs from base 39 to 602 and encodes 187 amino acids.
AACCGACAGAGCCAGCGCUGGCCCACGGCCCGGGCGCCAUGAGCGGCCUCUUCGGGCGCGCCGCGCUGAGGGAGCUGUUGUGCGGCCCGCGGGCCCGGGGCCCCGGCCUGCUCGUGCGCCCCAGCUCCGGGGAGCCCUCCUGGGCCCGGGAGCGGACCCUGGUGACGGUGAAGCCAGACGGGGUGCGGCGACGGCUGGUGGGCGAGGUGAUCCGGCGCUUUGAGAGGCGGGGCUUCCGGCUGGUGGGGAUGAAGCUGCUCCAGGCGCCGGAGAGCGUGCUGGCCCAGCACUACGAGCGCCAUCGCGAGGAGCCCUUCUACGCGGCCCUCCUCAGCCACAUGCGCUCGGGCCCCGUGGUGGCCAUGGUCUGGGAAGGCCCCAGCGUGGUCCGCGCCUCCAGGGCCAUGGUCGGGCUCACCGACGCGGCCGAGGCUGCCCCCGGCACCAUCCGAGGAGACUUCAGCCUCCACAUCAGAAGGAACGUCGUCCACGCCAGCGACUCGGUGGAGGGGGCCCGGAGGGAGAUCCAGCUGUGGUUCCGGAGCAGCGAGCUGGUGGACUGGGCGGACGAGGGCCACCGCAGCAGCCUGGACCCGGCCUGAGCCGCGGCUGCCCCGCCUCCGCCCGGACCCGCGCCCACCCCGCCCUGCCCGCCUCCCCCAUCCCGCCUCCCCGCGCCCCUCCUGCUCAGCCCAGAGCAGUUGGGCCAACCUUAUGCGCCCUUUGGUACCUAAACCACCGAGAGCUGGGACCAACGCCUUUCCGAGCCAACAGGCCAGACCGAUGUUGGAGUCUCCCCCAAAGUGGGUGGUUUAACCUCCCCCCAAAGGGGCGGCAUUAAACCUCACUGUGCUGUGCAACAACAGCAACGCACCUGGCUAACAGACCUGCGGACAAAGGAAGUGAGAGCAGCUUAGAAGACGGCCUGACAGGCAGCCCGUGGGGACGCCGCAGUUGUUUUAAUUAAUAUUAAACACAUAAAUGCUGCAAA